AUGACGGUGAGGGUUGUAGCCCAAAGAGCGCUCAAAAUUGUCAUAACUCUGGCAUCCAUUGUGAUAUUUAUUCAGGGGGCAUUGGCCAUCGUGGUACACCAGUUGGUGGCGAACUUGCUACUUUCUAGUGAUCCGAUUCGUCGACAGAAACAUCUGGACUACACGAAGAAGAAGUUUAUUUUACUAUUGGUAACAAUCUUGACAAUUGUGGCCCCUUCGAGCGUGAGAAUAACGACCGAUGGUCGUACUAUGCCCAAAAACCUGUUUUCCAAUGACAUACACACCGGAGGCCUAUUGUCAAACUUGAGAAGAAAAUCACUUUUGAUUGCAAACCACCAGAUCUACACCGAUUGGGUCUUUUUGUGGUGGUUGACCUACACCGGUGGACUUGCAGGAAAUGUGUUCAUAAUGCUCAAGCAAUCGCUUGCACGCAUUCCUAUACUGGGUUACGGAAUGGAAAACUACAAGUUCAUCUUCAUGAACCGUAAAUGGAGCAAGGACAAGAUCAACCUGGCUAAUCGAUUGAGCAAUAUGGAUCACAACGCAAGGGGCGUGGGCGAUUUGGCUGGGAAACACUUUUCCGCCAAGACUGAAGAGGGUCUGGAGGUUUGGACUGACCAAGAUCCCCAUUAUGUCGACAGAAGCCAAAAAAGCUGGCCUUACUCGUUGAUCAUCUUUCCGGAGGGCACAAAUCUGAGUCAGAAUACUCGUAACAAGAGUGAGAUUUUUGCAGCUAAGGCCAAUCUCGAAAAUUUCCGAAACUUGGUAAUUCCUAGAAGCACAGGACUCAGGUUUGCAUUGCAGGAACUCAGGAACAGCUGUGAAGUGGUUUACGAUGCCACUAUUGGUUAUUCCGGCGUAAAGCAGAAUGAAUACGGUCAGGAUAUUUACCAAUUAGGUAACAUCUUUUUGAAAGGCCAAGCACCGGAGCUGGUGGAUAUACACCUCAGAGCCUUCGAACUCGAUGAGAUACCCAUAGAUGACGAAAGUAAGUUUUCAGAGUGGUUACUGAAGGUUUGGAGGGAGAAGGACGAACUUCUGGAUUAUUACUACGAACACAAGAAUUUUGAUCGCGGUCCGGGGGAAACUAGCCAAGUCGUUACUGGAACCUGUAAAGUUCAGCGCUUAGAAAUGAUACAAAUGCUGGCGCUUCCAUGUUUGACUGCUUUAACUAUAGGAGUUUUGAUAUGGAAGAAAUAUGCUUGA
Molecule: messenger RNA, 1206 nt
Organism: Lachancea lanzarotensis
Lineage: Eukaryota; Fungi; Ascomycota; Saccharomycetes; Saccharomycetales; Saccharomycetaceae
Product: LALA0S02e09164g1_1
Exons: 1
Coding region: 1-1206 (401 amino acids)
Cellular component (GO): endomembrane system
Molecular function (GO): acyltransferase activity
Source: RefSeq, a predicted model, not a curated record